This is a messenger RNA of Nerophis lumbriciformis (worm pipefish), 1398 nucleotides long. The record is from RefSeq and is a predicted model, not a curated record. NCBI's taxonomy places the organism in Eukaryota, Metazoa, Chordata, Actinopteri, Syngnathiformes, Syngnathidae.
AUGGUCUUGAAGGGGCUGCCAGAAAGUUACAAGCCAUUUGCAGUUCAUGUGGCGCAUACCGAUGAGAACAUGACAUUUGCAGAAAUCAAAACCAAACUCCGAAGUUUUGAAGAAACGGAAAAGUUAAAUGCAACAGAAACAAGCGACAGAGUGAUGAAGACUCAAGCAAGAGCUUCAAAGCAAGCCACAAAAGCAAACGCUCGGGACCGGAUCAAAGACGACACAGAACGCAAGGAAACACCGGACGGAGCGAGAAAAAUUGCUGAAGAUGGAGAUCCUGACUUCGUGUUCAAGGUGAGAGAUGAACAGCCCGACACCAGGCGGCAGGAUACACACAGCAUCCGGGAACGAGGUCUGAUGGUGGACACGGGAGCGACAUCUCAUAUCAUCACUGACGUGACCAAGUUCAAAAGCUUCCAGGAGACGUUCAAACCAGAGAACCACAGCGUCGAGUUGGCAGAUGGCAAGGGAAAACUAUCAGGUCAAGCGAUAAUGGCAGGAGAGCGGACCCGGCGGGUGGCCAUCUUUGUGGCAGUCUUCAUCGUGAUGACGCUGUUGAUCUUGUACAACUCGGGGGCCACCCAGUCCAGCUACUUGCCCUUCCAGGUGGCCAAGAACCACACGCCCAAGCCCACAAACCUCAAAAAGUGGGCAACCAAAGACUACGUGGCCGUGCAUGGAGAUAAGAGAAUGAACCUUCAUUGCCAGCAGUGUGCCCUGGUCACCAGCUCCAGCCACGUGCUGGGCACCAAAGCGGGCGAGCUCAUCGACAGCAGCGAGUGUGUGAUCCGCAUGAACGACGCGCCCACCGCAAAGUACGAAACAGACGUUGGCAAGCGCACCACGCUGCGGGUGGUGGCCCAUUCCAGCGUGUACCGGGUGCUCCGACGCCAUGACGACUAUAUAGUGGAUGGUGGCAACAGCCGACAAACCAUCAUUUUCUGGGGGCCUCCGAACAAGAUGACCAAGGACUCCAAAGCCACCGUGUACCGAGCCAUCCAGAAGAUCUGUUCCACAUAUAAGAAUGUGUCGUGUUUUACCGUCGCACCGGCAAAAAUGUACAGAUUUGAUAAUCUGUUCCAACUGGAGACGGGACAAAACAGACAAAGAUCCAAUUCCUGGCUUAGCACAGGCUGGUUCACUAUGGUCAUUGCCAUCGAAAUAUGCGACAACAUCCAAGUGUACGGGAUGGUUCCGCCCAAUUUUUGCAGCACCACGAAGGGCUCCAACAUGUUGCCGUACCACUACUACAAGCCGCGGGGUUCAGACGAAUGCGUGACCUUCAUGCAGAGCCAGAACAACCAAAAAGGGAGCCACCACCGCUUCAUCACUGAGAAGCAGGUGUUCGGACACUGGGCGCAGCAGUAUAACAUUACCUUCCAUCAUCCCACCUGGUGA